This is a messenger RNA of Oryza sativa Japonica Group (Japanese rice), 807 nucleotides long. Its product is annotated as putative GEM-like protein 8. The record is from RefSeq and is a predicted model, not a curated record. NCBI's taxonomy places the organism in Eukaryota, Viridiplantae, Streptophyta, Magnoliopsida, Poales, Poaceae.
AACUACUCACAGGGAAAGAAACUCUUAAAGCUCCAGUGCACAAGCAGAGAAAGAGAGAGAGCUAUCUUACCAGGCAAUGGAGGGCUUCAGCCAGGAGCAUGUCAUUGGAAUUCCUCUGGCUUCCUUCGCAUAUGCUGAGGAGAAAAUAGAAAGGAAAACUUCCCGGUCUUCUUUGGUUCAUAAGAAGGGCAAAAAGAAUUCCAUCAUUUAUCGGAUGAGCAAACUGAGCCAGAAAACAGAUAGUUAUGUGCAGGGUUUCAAAGAACACAUAACUCUGGGACCAAAGAUUUCAGACACACUCAAAGGGAAAUUGAGUUUAGGUGCAAAGGUUCUCCAAGCUGGUAGCAUCGACAAAGUGUUCAGGCAAUACUUUCAAGUCGACAAAGAUGAGAAGCUAUUGAAGGCUUUCCAGUGCUAUCUUUCAACCACAGCUGGCCCUAUAGCUGGCAUGCUUUUCAUCUCCACUGAAAAGAUUGCCUUCCACAGUGAUAGGCCUUUGGAUUUGACAUCACCAAAAGGAGGCAUAACAAGGGUGCCCUACAAGGUCUUGAUCCCAGCAAAGAGGAUAAAGAGUGCUGCAGUGAGAGAAAAUUUGUACAAUCCUGACGAGAAGUACAUCGAUGUAGUUACUGUUGACGGCUUUGAUUUUUGGUUUAUGGGGUUCAUCAGCCACACAAAAUCAUUUGAAUAUCUUCAGCGUGUAAUUUCAGAAUUUAGAUGAUACACCCAGUUCUGUAAUUGAAACAUACUGCAUACCAUGUUGAUAUGGUAUAUGUACAUUGAAAAUAUACAAUUGAACAAGGAAAA